CCCCUUCUGAUUUGGCCACGGCACAGAGUAGAGAGAGAGUACCUGCAAUUCCAGAUGGCAAGGCCAAUCAAAAUGGUGUGUGCGGAAUGCGGCGGCAGAAUUUCUGGCGCCUCUCUUAAUGAGGGGUCUGAAAAGCAAGAUUUGGGAGUUCAUAUCUUUUGAUUCGGCUAUGACAGAGAGAGUACCUGCAAUUCAAGAUGGCGAGGCCAAUCAAAAUGGUGUGUGCGAGAUGCAACGACCGCAUUUCUGGCGUCUCUCUUAAUAAGGGGUCUGAAAAAUCAAGAUUUGGGAGUCAUGAUAUCUUCUGAGGACGAUUUUCUGUCUCCAGCCAGUACUUUAUCACGUACAAAACAUCACAAGAUUGGCAAAGUUUUCAAUUUCGUGGGAAAGUGCAUUGCUGAAUUUCCCAGAUAUGGACAUCAAAAGGUUAAUUCUGCUUUUAUCUUGUGCAAUCCCAUCUCCAACUGAGACCAAGCGAGGAAAACAGAACCAGAACCUGGCGCUAAGCUUAAUGAAAGGAACAGGGAGAAGUGGUCCCGGGACCGGAUAGAGGCGAAUAAGAAUCCAAUUCCUUGCCACCAAAGGCACUCACCCCCCUAUCUAGUUCCCCCAUGUUGGUAAGCCCUGAACUAAUGUAUUCCAAGUCCGAGCCAAGGUGAUCAAUUGCUAGCUAAGCCCCACCAUAUUCUCUUUCUUUGUCUCUCUCCCAUUCCCGUGUCCCAGGGCACACCUAUCCAUGUUUUCACUUAUCUCCCUCCGCUCUAGGCUCCCAACAUUUGCAGCUGCCGAUGAUCCCUAAACCGCAGAAGCAGGUGGGCGUGGGCCAAACCCAACCUCGUGAGUGAGCCAGCACUCAUAAAGACGUAAGUAGAGACAGUGAUCCCUCGUCUCCCAGGUCAUCUUCUGCUGUUCCCGUUCCCAUCCAUCCGAAGGGGAGGUGCAUCUUCAUAUCAAUUGGUGGACCCGCAGCAAUUGGAGAAUCCCAGUGCAACCAAUUAUAUUUAGCUGCGGCAACAUUAAAUACAACAGAGAGGGGGCUUAGAGUUUGGUCAAGCUACAAAGGACGAUUGCCUUUGUUUGACAACUCCUCACUUCUCACAUCUAAUUUGGAGCUGCUAAAGAUGAGUUCUUUCUUCUUUACACCUGAAAGACCCCAUUUCUUCAAGGUCAUUACUGAAGAAACCCUUGAAACGGGGAUGCUUGAGAUACCAAAAAAGUUUGUGAUAAAGUAUGGAUGCAGCCUGCCGAACUCAGUGCUCCUUAGACUCCCAGAUGGUGCAGUUUGGCCUAUAGAAGUAUAUGAAAACAAUGAUGGUGUCUGGUUAGUUGAUGGUUGGAAGGAAUUCGCAGAUUUUUAUUCGCUGGGCUACGGGCACUUACUUGUAUUUCAACAUAAAGGAAGUAGCGAUUUCCAAGUAAUUAUAUUUGAUAACAGUGCCAUGGAGAUAAAGUAUCCAAAGUACAGUAAUGUCAUCAAAGAGGAGCCUGAAAGAUCUGUGGAUGAAGACUCUGUUGAAAUAGUGGAUCUGGAUGACUUUGAUACAAGCCAGAGGUCAAGAGAAAGGACACCAUUGAAAUCUCCUAAUCCUCAAUAUAGUGAGCCAAAGCUUGGAACUCCACGUUCUUCUUGCAAAAAAAUUGGAGAUGGUGGAGGCUCAUCUACUGGUGGGAUGGAAAAGUUUAAAGCUGGGAUCGUUAAGAAAAGGCUGGGGUUGACCUCCAAAGAAAAAGCUGAAGCUUUCCUGAGAGCUGAUUUUCAUUCUGAGAAUCCUUAUUUCAUGGUCGUGAUGCAGCCACGUUAUGUUUAUACCCAAUAUGAAUUGACUAUACCUAUAGAUUUUGCCAGAAGGCAUCUUGGGCCUAGCAAUACCAUCGACCUUGUUUCUGAUGAGAGAACUUGGCCUGCUAGAUACCACUGCUACCCAAAAUUAGAAAAGCCGAAGGCGACAAUCUGUUAUGGAUGGAGGAGCUUUGUGAAGGACAAUAAUAUCAAAGUCGGUGAUCUCUGUGUUUUUGAAUUGUUUAAGACCAGUCCAAUUUGUUUGGAGGUUUUUAUUUUCAGAGGUGAUUGACCCACAUCAUCAAGAAUCACUGGCUGCAAAGGUGAGCAGACGUUUGUGGAGGAUGUACUCUGUCGAUUUGAACUGUGAUUGCAUCGUAUGGUAGCUUUGUCUUCUUUCUGAACUGAGGCUAUGGGAGUGGUCGCAAUGUUGUUGAGACCAAAAAUAUCAUGGAGACUCUCAUGUUGUAGCUCAAUGUUAUGGUAACUAAAUGUCCUCUCUUAUUAAAUCUUACUAUCUAAGUGGUGCUUAUCAAAAUGUACUUGCA
This is a messenger RNA of Tripterygium wilfordii, 2328 nucleotides long. Its product is annotated as B3 domain-containing transcription factor VRN1-like. The record is from RefSeq and is a predicted model, not a curated record. Gene Ontology annotation, molecular function: DNA binding. Lineage: Eukaryota; Viridiplantae; Streptophyta; Magnoliopsida; Celastrales; Celastraceae. The coding region runs from base 1122 to 2072 and encodes 316 amino acids. The transcript is spliced from 4 exons.